AUGGCUACCUUACUCCGACGGCCAGGCAAUCUCGCUCGCUACUCGAGGAAAGCCGCGGAAUCUACCGGUCGCAUAGGGCUGGCUUCCGUGCAUCUGCGACAAUCAAGACUGUCAUCUCUGGUCUUAUCAAGCCGCGCUAGAACCUAUGCCACGCAAGGUCCGACACCCCCCGACAACGGCCGGAACAACACACCAGAUGGCCGCAACAAUGACAACCAAACAAAGAAGCCGAAUUCAGCUCUGACCGAUGCUGAAUUAAAAAUUGUGGACGAAUGGCUGGCAGAUACGAUGGAUGUGGAGCGACGUGCCAAUGUCCGGAAGUAUCUCAUGAGCAAUGGACUUCCACCGGAAGUCAGGGCGCACAUCGAUCCGAAUCAAGAACCGACAUUAAUGGACCGUAUCAAGAUGACGCGAUUCCUGUGGCAAGUCUCAGCUUACCAUGCUGAUGAGCGUCUAGCUAGACAGGAAGAAGAGGCAAAACGUGGUCUCGCAAACAUGCGCACUUUCUCUGAAAAACGCAGGGAUGAAGAAUCCAACCUCCGCUUCAAUAAUGACUCGGACAAGGAGCAACAAGGACAGCAACCGGCAAAGGAGGGCGAACAGCAAUCCAGCGGAGAACCGCCAAAGGAUCCCAAGCAAGACAAGGAUCCGAAGGAGGAAAAGGAUAACAAGGAAAAGCAAGGCCCCAAGAAGGACCAGCAACAACAGAAGAAGAAGCAGCAAGGUGAUAAGAAGGGCAAGGUACCCCCGAACAUGGGCAAGGUCCUCGAGUUCCGCUUUGAUCCCAUUUCGUUCUUCGUUACCGCUCUCGUCACAUACUACGCCUACCGCAGCUUCUUCCCCGGCGAAAGCGGGGGAAGAGAAAUCACUUGGCAAGAAUUCCGGGCAAACUACCUCGAGAAGGGCCUCGUGGAGAAAUUGACCGUCCUGAACCACAACAGGGUUCGGGUCGAGCUUAACCGCGAAGCUGCGGUUCAAGCCGAUUCAAAUGGUCAACCUGCCUCCUAUGUCUACUUCAGUAUUGGUUCUGUCGACAGCUUCGAGAUGAAGAUCGAGGCAGCUCAGUAUGAACUCGGUAUUCCCUCGCAUGAACGUAUUCCUGUCGCCUAUCACGAUGAAACCCCAUGGGGCGGCGUCUUGAUGUCCUUGGCUCCUACUAUUCUCUUCCUUGCUGGUGUCUUCUGGAUGUCCCGGCGUGCCGGUGGCGGCGCCGGCGGCCAGAGUGGCAUCUUUGGCAUCGGAAAGAGCCCUGCCCGUGAAAACGCGGACAAGGUCAUCAUGAGACAUUUCGAGCAAGCCAUCGAACGUGUCAUUGGUGGAUUGGAGAAGAAGUCCCUUGUUCUCUCUCCUGAGGAGAAGCGGACGGUAGCCUACCACGAGGCUGGCCACGCUAUCUGCGGUUGGUACUUCAAGUGGGCUGACCCGCUGCUGAAGGUGUCGAUCAUUCCUCGCGGACAAGGCGCACUGGGAUAUGCGCAAUAUCUCCCAGCAGGUGGCGACACAUAUCUGAUGAACGUCAACCAGAUGAUGGACCGCAUGGCCAUGACUCUGGGUGGUCGUGUUAGCGAAGAGUUGCACUUUGAAACCGUGACCAGCGGUGCUAGUGAUGACUUCAACAAGGUCACUCGCAUGGCUACUGCCAUGGUGACUAAGUUUGGCAUGUCAGACAAGCUUGGUUACAUCUACUACGAGGAUGACGCACAGCAGCAACUUCACAAGCCUUUCUCCGAAGAUACUGCCCGCUCUAUUGAUCUGGAGGUUCGCCGUAUCAUCGAAGAGGCCCACAAGCAGUGCCGCGAUCUCCUGACUGAGAAGCGGAAGGAGCUUGGUAUCGUUGCCGAGGAGCUUCUGUCUAAGGAGGUUCUUGGACGUGACGACCUCGUCCGUCUCCUUGGCCCGCGCCCCUACCCGGACUCUGGCGAGUUCGCCAAAUACUUCGAUGGCAAGGGCGGCCGAACCAUUGCCCCACCGGAGCCCACUGACCCCGAACAACUCUCGGGUAAGGACGGCCGGGACGAGACACCUAUCCCUCCUUCAUAG
Penicillium mononematosum is the source of this 2040-nucleotide messenger RNA. RefSeq lists its product as uncharacterized. Bases 1 to 2040 code for a protein of 679 amino acids. Gene Ontology annotation, cellular component: m-AAA complex; membrane. NCBI's taxonomy places the organism in Eukaryota, Fungi, Ascomycota, Eurotiomycetes, Eurotiales, Aspergillaceae. The transcript has 2 exons. Gene Ontology annotation, biological process: mitochondrial protein processing; protein-containing complex assembly. Gene Ontology annotation, molecular function: zinc ion binding; ATP binding; metalloendopeptidase activity. The record is from RefSeq and is a predicted model, not a curated record.